Vanrija pseudolonga is the source of this 1032-nucleotide messenger RNA. It is a transcript of the gene TMT1, whose product is annotated as Trans-aconitate 3-methyltransferase. The record is from RefSeq and is a predicted model, not a curated record. The coding region runs from base 19 to 1032 and encodes 337 amino acids. Gene Ontology annotation, molecular function: S-adenosylmethionine-dependent methyltransferase activity. The transcript is spliced from 2 exons. Lineage: Eukaryota; Fungi; Basidiomycota; Tremellomycetes; Trichosporonales; Trichosporonaceae.
CACACACACACACACACAAUGGCACAGUUCGCAAAGACGUCGUUCGACGCAGCAGGCUACCUCGCCUCGCGGCCAACCUACCCAGCCCGGGCAUACGACCUAAUUCUGUCCUACCACCGACAGCGGGGCGGGCGUACCUCGCACGCGCUCGACCUGGGCUGCGGGCCAGGCUUCAUGGCGCUCAACCUCGCGCCGCACUUCGAGUCCGUCACUGGCCUCGACCCGUCGUCCAAGAUGGUCGCGGUCGGGGUGCAGCCGCCUUCCGGCCCGAAGAUCCGCUACGGCGUCGGCACGUCCGAGGACCUCGGUGCGGCGGGCAUCGCGCCGGCCAGCGUGGACCUCGUCGUCGCGGGCCAGGCGGCACACUGGUUCGACCACGCCAAGACGUGGCCGCAGCUGGCGCGCGCGCUCCGCCCCGGCGGCAGCGUGGCGUACAUCGGGUACGGCGAGCUCACGUUCCCCAAGUACCCCCACCUCAAUGCCCUCGUCACGCGGUACCACCACGACGGGGCCGGAAUCGGGCCGCACUGGUCCCAGCCUGGACGGAGCAUCGUCGAGGGCCUGCUGGACCGCGUGCCGUUCCCCGUCACGCCGGACUUUGACGCCUCGCUCCUGUCGGCCCUGCCAGACAUCGAGCACGACGAGCCGGGCGUGCAUCCUGUUGCCGACGUGAUUGCCGAGCCGGAGGCUACGCCCACGCCCACCGCGAGCAAUGGUGGAUUCGAGUGGGACCCUACGACGGCGGUGCGCCUCAAGGCUGGCUCUGAAGGCCCGUGGUUCAUCCACCGCCAGUGGACCGCCAAGGACUUCGAGGCAUACCUCCGCACGUCUUCGGCUGUCGCCGGCUACCAGGAGGCACACCCCGACGACAAGGCGAAGCGGAGGAGCACGGGCGGUGACGGCGACAUUGUCGACCUGUUUGUUGACGAGGUGCGCGACGCGCUCAAGAAGGAGGGCGUCGACUUUGACAAGGAGCCCGUCCACUGCGCGUACCCCCUCGUCCUCGUCCUCAUCAAGAAGAAGCAGCAGUAG